Messenger RNA from Stegastes partitus (bicolor damselfish), 1457 nucleotides. RefSeq names its product oligodendrocyte myelin glycoprotein b (gene omgb). The coding region runs from base 139 to 1323 and encodes 394 amino acids. The transcript has 2 exons. Gene Ontology annotation, biological process: neuron projection regeneration. The record is from RefSeq and is a predicted model, not a curated record. Gene Ontology annotation, molecular function: protein binding. NCBI's taxonomy places the organism in Eukaryota, Metazoa, Chordata, Actinopteri, Pomacentridae.
AGACUUUAAACUAUAAAACCUGUAACAUUGUAAUUAUCACAAUUCUUAACAUUUUUUUUUUUUACACUGUUUCCUACAAUCAGUCUAAGAUACCUAUCCUCCAACUUAAUAUUCGUCUCAUUCCCUAGAACCCUGACCAUGCCUGCGUGCUCUGCUUCUCUGGUCUGCCUGCUCCUCCUGCUACUGUGUGGGCUGCUGGGAGGUUUGGUGCUGUGUAUCUGCCCCUCUGUAUGUUCCUGCAGUGGAGGUCACCGUGUCGUGGACUGCUCUUCACGAGGCCUAACCAAGCUACCGCCUGGUCUGCAGCACAACAUUCGCUUUCUCAACCUCUCAUUUAACAGCUUGCAGGAUCUGGACGGCCAGCUCAGCCACUAUGCCCACCUGCGAACCCUGGACCUGUCCUACAAUCGCUUGGAGAGCCUGCCCCCUGCCUUACCACGGUCUCUGUGGGACAUUCGAGCAGCAGGGAACCAUCUACGCACCCUGGACAAAAAUGACACAGCUUACCACUGGAAUCUGAAAGUACUGGAUUUGUCAGACAAUGAGCUGGAAAGAGUGGUCUUCAUCAAUAACACACUCUUAAGUCUACACGCUCUCAACCUUAGUCAUAACAGGUUUUGGACUGUGCCAACAAACAUGCCACACAACCUGGAAAGCAUUGAUUUGUCACAUAACUAUCUGGCGCAGAUCAUACCUGGAUCAUUAGAUCGAUUGCAGAGGCUGGCUCAAUUCUAUCUGCAUGCUAACCGCUUCUCAUGGUUGUCUGAAGGAAUCUUUGAUAAGCUGAUUGGGUUGGAGAUGAUAACUCUUGGGGAUAACCCCUGGGCUUGUGAAGAAGAAGAAAACAUAACAAGGCUCCUCAGAUGGGCUGAGCAAACCCAUGCAACUGUCUUAGGUUGCCCCUGUUAUACAAGACCCAUCUGUGGGAAAACUCAUCUGGCAACAACAGGAAAGCACUCCGCUCUGUUCACAGAGCCACCACUCUGGGUUAACAGCAGAGGUGAAAGGCAUGAUGGCCAAUCACCUGCAAGGACUGCAGAGGUCACGUCUAGCUACCAAGCAAAAUCUGCGCUUUUUGAGACUGGAAUUUAUCAGGACAAAAGAGAUGUGAACGAAUCUGAGGACCACAUUUUAUUUGUCUGGACGUCUUCCACAAGUUUUAACAGUUUCUCUACACACACAAGCACGGCACAACCACAGUCUGCAAGCAAGAAGCCCAAAGUAGCUAAUUCACGGAAUAAAGGGCAUGGACUACAUGUUGACACUAAACAAACUGUCACCCUGACUAUUGUAGCCCUGAUGAUCACAUUCACCAUCUUCUGAACCGUCUUGACUGGAUACAGAUCAUAGCAUCUACCCAAUUAUUUUGGACAGUUAACAAAUUACACUACUUAGCACCCAUACUUUGAGUUUCCUUGUAAAAACUCUUGCAACUAUUACUGCUUUAUGUCAGUCAG